Messenger RNA from Cyphellophora europaea CBS 101466, 1770 nucleotides. RefSeq lists its product as uncharacterized. The transcript has a single exon. The record is from RefSeq and is a predicted model, not a curated record. Bases 1 to 1770 code for a protein of 589 amino acids. Lineage: Eukaryota; Fungi; Ascomycota; Eurotiomycetes; Chaetothyriales; Cyphellophoraceae. Gene Ontology annotation, molecular function: oxidoreductase activity; FAD binding.
AUGGCUGCUCUUUUCGCCUUUCCCAGGCAUGUUAGCCGCUCUCUCUCGACCCUCCGUGUUGCAGCUCUAUUUGGCCUUCUCAGCACAUCCAUCGCCAGUGGCGCUCAUAAAGAUGGCGAUUCCGUCUGUCGAUCUGCGCCUGGAGACGAAUCCUGGCCCAGCGACGAGGUCUGGGCAAGUUUCAAUGCUAGCAUCGAGGGCAAGUUGAUUCGCACUGUGCCCAUUGCAUCAGUCUGCCACGGACCAGCGUAUGACGAAGCGCAGUGUGCUACGUUAAGGGACAACUGGUUCUUCCCCGAAACUCAUCUACCUUCUCCAUCGUCGCCAAUGGCAUAUGAAUUCAGCAACGACAGCUGUAAUCCGUUCUCGGAGCCCGCUGCGCCCUGUACCGUCGGCAGCCACGUUGUGUACACGGUGAAUGCCUCGACCGUGGACGACUACAGAGCGACCAUCGGCUUCGUCCGGCAGCACAACAUUCGCCUUGUCAUUCGAAGCUCUGGACAUGACUACCUCGGGAAAUCAAGCGGCGCUCAUGCUCUCGGGCUCUGGACCCUUCACCUCAAAUCCACAGAGCUACUCAGUGAUUAUCAGUCUCAACACUACCAGGGCACGGCCAUGAAGAUCGGAGCUGGUGUGAAUGGAGGAGAAGCUCAAGCUUUUGCUCAUUCAAAGGGUCUCGUGGUUGUCGUGGGCAAUUGUCCAACAGUGACUUUGGCCGGAGGGUGGGUCCAGGGCGGCGGUCAUGGCUUGCUGUCCUCGCGCUACGGCCUAGGCGUUGACCAGGUCCUGGAAUUCGAGGUGGUGACCGCUGACGGUGAACUGCUGACAGCGACGACAGAUUCUAAUUCAGACCUCUUUUGGGCGCUUGCCGGCGGAGGUGGCGGUACAUACGGCAUCGUUCUGUCCAUGACCAUCAAGACCUACCCGGAGUCCAUCACCUCCAGAGCUCUAUUGACAGUCCCAAGAACAGGGGAGAAACCUGAAGAUUUCAGCAAUUUCCUUGCCACUUUCCUACAGCAUCUUCCUGCUACAUUGGAUGCUGGCGUGACGGUCAUCUGGGCGAUGAUGCCGUUCGCAUUCAUGUUGGUGCCGGCCUUUGCUCCAGGAUUGACCAAAGACGAGCUAGACAAGCUGAUCGACCCAACCAUAAACAGGUUGGAGGAGCUAGGCAUUGGCUACCAAUAUGACUCGGCGGAAUAUCCAGAUGCCUUGUCGGCCUUCGAAUCCGUUCCUGCAACAUGGAAUGUCUCAGAUAUGCAUCCGGCGGGCCGCCUGAUCCCGCGCGAUCUUCUGGAGACCAAGCUGACCGGACUCGUCGAAGCGUUGAUACACAUCGGCGACAACGCCUUGAUGGCGGGUGUCUCGUACAACUUGACCAGAAACGCAGCUUCCUAUCCGAUGUCUGUGAACCCUCGGCUGCGAGAGACACUGUUCAACCUUGCCGUUGGCGCACCGGUCAAUUACACCCACACAGAGCAAUGGCCAGCAGCCUAUGAAUUCCUGCAGAAUGAUCUCCUGGCGCCCAUCCGCCGCCUCGCACCAGACGGAGGUGCUUACUUGAGCGAGACCAAUCCCUACGACCCGGAGUGGCAGCACCAAUUCUAUGGCGGCAACUACGAGAAGCUGCUCGCAAUCAAGGACAAGUACGAUCCGGACAACAUCUUCUAUGCGCGCACAGCCGUGGGUAGCCAUCGCUGGGUUGAGAAGACUGAUGGCCGCCUGUGUAGGCUGACGAAGGAAGCAGAGCAGUGGGCUCACAGUGAGUUGUGA